This is a messenger RNA of Bombyx mori (domestic silkworm), 5952 nucleotides long. RefSeq names its product 5-hydroxytryptamine receptor 1. The transcript is spliced from 4 exons. The coding region runs from base 797 to 2488 and encodes 563 amino acids. Gene Ontology annotation, molecular function: neuropeptide Y receptor activity. The record is from RefSeq and is a predicted model, not a curated record. NCBI's taxonomy places the organism in Eukaryota, Metazoa, Arthropoda, Insecta, Lepidoptera, Bombycidae. Gene Ontology annotation, cellular component: plasma membrane. Gene Ontology annotation, biological process: adenylate cyclase-activating adrenergic receptor signaling pathway.
GUUGAAUUUCGGUGGUACUGUCAGUUUUCCCGCGACGUUUGUUCAAUGCGGACGUCUGCUUGGAGUCGCCGUAAUGUAUCAUAUACGAUGUAAUGUCAAACGACGUACUGUUAAAUGAAUUAUGAAAGAAUUUCCAGUGUGCAGUGAAGUGAAAAUAUUACAUGUGUUUUUGAACGAAUACAAUCAGUGUAUAUUUCUUAUCUUUUAAACCAAUGCGAAUGACGAUGAUAAAUUAAGUUUUUUUUUUGUAUGAGAUAAUUUUUUAAUUAAUACUGUACAAGUGUGUUUUAGUUUGAAGUGGUUAUGAACGAAAUACGUUUUAUUGGAAUUACGUGUAAUUUACAAACAGAAUGUAAUGGAUGGAUUAUUUGAAAACGAAUAUAGUCGGAAAUGUUCGUCAGCACUCGAGGGCGCUAAUGAAGCAAUCCGCCAACGGGAUAUUGGAGUAGCAGUCGUUGGAACCGUCUCUAAAGUGCAAUAAAACAAUUCGCCUCUACCGCAGCAACUAAACGAGCUAAUACAAACUGUAUCGACCAGCACAAAAGAUACACUUUCCAAGAUACUAACAAUCCAAUGGCUCCAUUUGAAAUCGAAAGGAAAGUCCACAAAAUAUGUCAAUUAAAACCUAUUCUGGAUUGUAAUCAAGCGCGCCAAUACACAAGCAAAAAAUUACACGACGAAGUCGUAUUCCAGACUUGACUGCGUCAGCCGCUUCUAUGACCGCUAUACACAACGAAAUCAAUGUAUGGUAACGCCAGGAAAACGAGAUUAAACGUCACCCAGCCAAGGGUUUCGUAUGGCGACUUCAAAUAAUAAAUCCCACUCACUGCCUAGCUUUAUCGCUUUACCUUCGAGCCUUCUCAUACUGGUGUUCAUAGUUCUUUUGCAAAACAACGUUGCGGCCACAUCUGAUUUCACAGAAACAUCCCCGGAAUACGAUUACAUAUUGACCAAUAACUCGACCCUGAACUGGACGUUUUUCGAAGGAAACGCCAGUCACAAGCCGGUGCACAUAAAACAUUCAAAAUACUCCGCCCCCGUUUCAAUUUUCUUAUCAUUGUUGUUUUUGGUCGUGAUAGUUGGAACGAUUGUUGGUAAUAUCCUAGUUUGUGUGGCCGUUCGACUGGUCAGAAAAUUGAGGAGGCCGAGUAAUUAUUUAAUAGUAUCACUGGCGGUCAGUGAUCUGUGUGUCGCAAUCAUAGUCAUGCCAGUAGCCACUGUAUACGAUAUAAUGGGAUCUUGGCCCUUUGGACCCGUAAUUUGCGACUUUUGGGUAUCGAGUGAUGUUUUGUCGUGCACCGCAAGCAUCCUGAACCUCUGCAUGAUCUCAGUGGAUCGAUACUACGCGAUUACAAAACCAUUAGAAUACGGCGUGAAGAGGACACCGAGGAGGAUGCUAUUUUGUGUUUUCAUAGUAUGGAUAAGUGCAGCUUUCAUUUCUUUACCACCAGUUUUAAUACUAGGCAACGAGAAGACUGAGACCUCGUGUUCUGUUUCCCAAAAUCAGUAUUACCAAGUUUAUGCUACGUUAGGAUCCUUCUAUAUCCCGUUGACUGUUAUGGUAAUUGUGUAUUACAAAAUAUUCAGAGCGGCAAGAAAAAUAGUGAAAGAUGAGAAACGUGCUCAAUCGCAUUUAGAAGCGCAUUGCUAUCUCGAGAUUAACGUUAAGAAUGGAGGAGCGACCGAAGCGAAACUUCUCGGCGCCCAGACCACGACUCAACCGCCAAGAGGAUCUACAGCGAGCACUAACACAACUUGCAGCGUUGAGAAAACCGAAAGCGGGAUUGGACGGUGCUUUAGUGGCCAGCGGAAAUCAAAUGAAUCCCAGUACCCGAUGCUUCACCAACCAAAGACCCCAACUAAACCUAUUCACACUAUAAAUCGAUCUCCAUCUACACUAACACCAAACAACAAGCUAUUAGUUAAAGAACGAAGUCGCGAGUCGUCGGAGAGUAGUAACAAGAUAAAUACAAACAGAAUUCGCUCAUCCCUCUCUAAUUUUGCUCAAAAAAGUCAUAAAGCCAAAGAUAUGUUCCAAACGCAGUCGCCGCAUCAAAAGAAGCUGCGGUUUCAACUGGCGAAAGAGCGGAAAGCCUCCACGACCCUCGGGAUUAUUAUGUCAGCGUUUAUAGUUUGCUGGUUACCGUUUUUCGUGCUGGCCUUACUCAGGCCGUUCCUGAACGAGGACGCUAUCCCGGAUGCAGUGAGCGCUCUAUUCCUCUGGCUGGGCUAUUUAAACAGCCUACUCAAUCCAAUCAUUUACGCGACAUUAAACAGGGACUUUCGGAAGCCUUUCCAAGAGAUUCUGUUCUUUCGAUGCUCGAACCUGAACCACAUGAUGCGCGAGGAGUUCUACCACAGCCAGUACGGAGAUCCGGACCAUUACUGUGUAAACAACACGACGAAGCUAAAUAACUACGACGAAGGAGUCGAAAUAGUUUCGGCUGUCGACAGAGAGGAGACAAGAGCAUCAGAGAGCUUUCUAUGAUUGUCAAUACCGGAGGUCCAAACUCGAGACCUGGAUACUGUGAUUUAAUAAAGACUAAUCGAGUUUUUUUUAAAGUGUAACGUCAUUUAACCUGUGUUAUCAUUUCUUUAAGGUUUUUUUGAAAUAAUCGUUUAUUAUAAAAGGCUGUUUAAAUACGACUAGUCGUGACUUGUAAAUAUGUACCUUCUGGAACAUUCGUUUCUCUUGUCACAUACAAAUUCGUGUGGUACACGAUGUACAGGUGUAUUCGUAAUUAUAAGCAUUCUGUAGAUAUCGUAGGUAAUUAGCAUAAUUAAUUUAUUAAAGUUUCGUAAUUGACCAAAGAGGUAAAUUUAAUUUACGCGAACUAAGUGUCGUAAGUAAAAUAUAAGCUGUUGUGAAUUUAAUAAUGUUUUAAUUAUUUUAAUUUGUUUUUGAAUAAUUCUAAUUUAUGUAUUGACAUUUGGAAUUCGUGGUCGCGAUAGUUAAUUCUUGUGAUAAUAGUAAUAGCGGGUACGUUAUUAAUACUGCACAAUAAUUUUGUACGAUACUUGAGUCGUCUAUUAUCAAAGGUGGCAAUCUGUACAUUUGGACAAAAAAAUGUUAUUGUUAUGUCAAUACAGAUUGAUUUGAAUAUAAUCGUCUCCUUCAAAGAAUACGGUUCAAAACCUGCAUUAAAUAAAGGUUAAUACUUAACCAGUUAUUUAUCUAAGAUGUCGUUCAGAAGAGUUUUGUGACUGCCAAUGGAAUACAAAGUCAAUAAUUCGUUUUUCUGAUUUCCCAAUAAUUGUCCAAAAGUCACAUUGCCGGCUUUGAUAAUAGUCGACUCACUUGAAUGUUCUAUCCCACGUAAAGAUGAAUUUAAAAAUACCAAAUAUAGUUACGGAAUAUAUGCAUUCGCAAUAAUUUUUGUUCUUUUGUAAUCUUGUAAGUAAAUGUAUGAAAUAUGAAUAAGCUGCAAAUAUUUCAUUUUGAUAUAUGGAAAUGAAAAAUUUAAAAAUUUCGUAAUAGGCCAGACUUAAAAUAAAGUACACGGAUUCGGUAUUUAAUGAAGUGUAAAUAAUGCUUAGUUGUAAUUUAGUUCAAAUAAAUAAUAUGAACCUAGAUUUAAUGUAGACAUAGUGAUUCGCAGUAACUGUGUGGGGAAACUACGCUUGGAAAAAAAAAUGUUUGGAAAUUCUAAUCGAUGUUUUUAUUCAAAUAAAUAAUAUAAUAAUAGAUAUACCAGUUCUCUUGUUGUAGUUUCUUUCCAGUUGUGAAUAUGAUUGUUGUGGGGUAGUUUCUUAAUGUGUAAUUUUAGCCCAAUUUAGUAAUUUUGAAUCGUAUUACGAAUUAUUUUCAGUCCGUAACUGAUCCUUCUAAGCAUGACCAAAUUGAUAAAUUUAUUAAAGGCAUUAAAAUACCCGCCACGCUUGGCAAUCAAAUUGAAAUAUACUUUAGCAGAAUAUUGCAAAUAUACCCAAUAGGGAUUGCCAGCAGGAAAAAAACUGAGACGCUAUUUGCACAAAUGAUACACAUGAAAAUUUACAUAUUAAUAUGAAAUUAAAUAAAAAAAGUCUUAUGUCGGCCAAAAAAACAGAUUACGUUAAUCAUAAAUAGAUCAAACCGAUGGAAUGGUUUUUUUUUUACUAAAUAGUACAAUAGACAAAUAAUGAUGACACAAUGCAACAUAUAAAUAAUUAAUACAAAAUAAAAAGGAAUGCAAAUACUGAAAUUGAUAGAUUCUUACCACAAUCUUUAAUUUAAUUGGCUUGGAAAAUUGAGCCCCGUUGCAAGCGUCAUGAUUAUGAAAGAUUAAAAACUGAUAGUAAGGUUGAAGAAGGUGGUAAAAAAAUAAUAGAAUAUUAGGAGCCACUGUAACUGCAUGUAAUAACUAAUCCUUUCGAAAAUAUAGGCAAUCAUCGAAAUAAAUAUGCUCGUAAAGAAAAAGAAUGCAGAGAUUUAAACAAUUUUUUACUAUGGCUUUAGCUUUGUUUGUAACGUACAGUUAAACAAACCAAAUACUUAAUUUAAUGAUGCGACAAAGACCAAAUGCGGACUGGAAAUCCAAUACAACCUACAAUAAGAUAAAAAAAAAAGCGUGUGGCACUCGGGAACUGCCGCGGUAAAGCUAUUGCAUAGCAUUUUUUAUCAACUUAUGCAAUUAUAAUUAGACAGUGAUAAUUUAAUAUUAAAACAAUAAUAAAACAAGACCACGCUAUAUUAAACAUUAAUAAAAGCAAAACCUUAACUGUUCCCUUCACACUUAUAAGCUAGACCGCGCGAGAGAGAGAUGGGCAGACUUUUCAUGAUGUGCAUGCAGUGUGACGUCACGCCACGCGCUUAUUCACAAACACUACACAAGCGCAACGUGUGAAUGUGUUGAACGCGAGCUACAUGGUAGGCGGAGUGAGGGGUGUAAGGUUUUUUUCGUUACGGAAUUUCAUGUUUCGGUUGCUGCGCUCAAGGCCCCCGAUAAAAGCUAUGCAAUAGCUUAAACAGAAUGUGUACAUAACUAAAUAUUUAAAAUACGUUCACACUCAUUAGAUAACAUACUGUUCAAAACAAAAUAUUAUAAUAAUUAUUAUUUAUCUGCCAUAAAAUGUAAAUUAAUACCUACAUCAAAGACGUUACGAAAUAUAUUUGGUUUCACAUAUACAUACAAAACCAUAUACUAAUAUCUGCAAAUGUGUGUAUAUCUAUAAAAGUGAUCAAAAUAAUGCUGCAACUCGGGAUAUAUGUAUGGCAACUUACACAUAAACAAUUGUACUCAUUCUCAUGAUUAAUCUCGUUACCGCUUAACUGGGACGUAACAACCGAAAUUACAAAAAUCGAUUAUGUGAUCCUUAUGCCACUGAAAAUAAGGAUAGAACAUAUUUAUCCAGAGCUGUUGAGCGUACGAGGUCACUGAUUUCUAGGACUAAGUUUCUCGCCGAAACAAAGCGUGAUAGAAAUCUGAAAUGUAAUAAUGUAAUGUGUUAUUGCAGCACUGCCCACCAACAAUUACGGGAGUCGAUUAAUUCUACGGGUUAAUCGGACCUAAAGUUUUUCUCAGUCUAGCUUAUACACUAUAAGGGCAUUGAUUUUGAUCGGAACUAUAAAUGGUGACGUAAAAAAUCUUAGAUAUGCAAUAGGAUACGCUUGCAUUAAAACACGCCUCAAAAUUAAUCUUGUAUAAAUAACCUAAAUAAAAUGAUAAUCACUUACGUAAAAUGCACUCAAUUAAUUUUUGAAUCGUCACUAUGAUAAAUUUGAAUAUAGAUUUCAAUGUAAAUAGAACUUUAACGUGAGCUCUUACAGUACAAAAUAUGUUUAGUUGCCUUUCGGUAUCAUAUUGUAGUAAAAAAUGUUUCUAUGUAAAUUGUGCGGGUAGUUUGAAUAUCUACCUUGAAUAGGACUAGUGUAAGUUUUAUUUAAAAAAAAAAACUAUGGUCUCUUUUGGUAACGUUGUAAUUUUCUUAAGUAGAAUCCUGAAAGUGAUGAAAUAAACAACGUUAGAAUAUAAA